UGAUAUUCGGCGUUAGCAAUAAGUUGCACGUGACAUCUUAAGAGGAUGGCGGAAGUUGGUUGUUUAUCUGUUACUGUAUCUUCCAUGGCUUUUAUUUCAUUUGUUCUUGUUAUUAUUUCAUUAUGUCCUUGUAAAGCCCAUGUGCCAUUAAUCAUAUGGACCAGCGAAGGAGACAGUUUGCCAACCCUGACAGAACCAGCAGCUGGAGAAAUUGUCUCUGGUAUGAAGUUGGUGUCCAGUCUUCAAUCUGCUUUGACAACUUUGCCAAACACGGUGUUGCUCUUUCUGCAAGACAAGUUAAGCUUAGAGGAUUUCACAGUAUACGGUGGGGUGUUUGGAAAUAAGCAAGACAGUGUUUUUUUACAUUUAGAGUCAGCAUUACAGGCAUCUACUCCUCUGGUACUGCCAGCCCUAGCCUUGUCUACAACUGAUUCAGUGGAGGAACUUUUCCAGGAGGUACUUGGGAUUCCGGCACUCCAUAUUGUACCAUCAGCACUGAACCAGCUUCAGCUGAACACAUCACAGCCUUCUUUUCUGGUCAUCAGCCUCCCUUACACUCAUGGUGUGCAGUCAAAGGAGCUUCUUAGGAAAAAUGAUGAGAUCAUUGGAGAUGUCCUGACUGUCUUUACAGCUCAUGGUGUACCUUACACUGCUGUUUACACUGGUCUGAUGCCUUCCUAUGUGACUCAUGACACCGUCACAUCUUUGACUCAGAGGUUUGUGGGACGUUCUCUGCUACAAGCACGGCGAGACCCAACUGUCAAACCACCAGUUACUUUUAACAGUACUUUGGGUCAGCCAUGCAUUUUGCUCUGGGCUGAUCAUUUAAAUAUCAGCCAUGUGAAGGGACCCUGGUUUGAUCUGGGCCCCUUUACUUUCAUUAACUCUGUCUCUCUGGAUGGUUCUUUCUGUAAUGAAACAUUUUCCAGACUUGUCCUGAAUUACCAAAAUGUUCUGAGUUUCAAGUCGUUCCAACUCACCUUUUUGAUGCGCAAGAUCUUCUUUCCUGUGUCUGCUCGAAACUGGACAGUCAUAGAAAAGGUGGAGCUGAACUAUGAUGGCCAGAGGGCUGUUUUCAACAGUAGCCGUGGUAUCUAUUCUCCUGCUGAGUUUUCCUUCCACUGCCAAAGUGUGAGUAGCAGUGAAAGCCCACUGCUAGUCCCGAGCAAUGCUAAAGACAAUGCCUCCCAGUGGAACAUCCUCUUCACAGACUUUCAGAUCCAGGGAUUCAACGUGACUGGGAAUUUCUCAUACGCCAGUGACUGUGCAAGCUUCUUCACACCAGGUAUCUGGAUGGGGCUGCUCACCUCGCUGCUUAUGGUCCUUAUCCUCACAUAUGGCUUGCACAUGAUCAUGCAACUACGGACCAUGGAUCGCUUUGAUGAUCCAAAAGGCCCAGGUAUUUCUGUGCCUCUUAAUGAUUGACGCCAAAGAUUUUCUCCUGGUCUUUUGGUUUUUACCAGUCUGUAGGUUUUUUUUGUUUUUUGUUUUUUUUUUGGGGGGGGGGGGGGGGUUGUUUUUGUUUGAGGUUUUUUUGCCAUCCUAUAUGAGAAGCCUCUUUCUUCAUUUGUGGUUGCUACCCAAGACUAUACAUUCAGGCCACUACUGUUGUUGUUUUGUUGUUGUUUUUUUGGGGGGGGGGGGGGGGGGGUGGUUGUUUGGUUUUUUUGUUUCUUUGUUUGUUUAAUGCCAGAAUGUUUUCAUUAUAGUUUUAAUGGUAGUACUUUUCAUUAAUUCACAAUUUUUGUAGGCACCUAGAGUACUGGAUUAUCAGCUCCAGUAUCAGCUUUGUAAUGUAUGGUUUCCCUGAUGAUUUAAAAAAUAAAUAAUUUUAAGCUGUUCUAGAUCAUGUUAUUUUCUCAGAUGCAUUUACUUCUGCUGAUUGACUUGAUCUGUAGAUCAAGAAUUCUUUCAGAUCUUUUUCCAUCAAAAAGUGUUCUGAUGAUUUCAGAUUUGUUUUUAUUCAUUCAUUUAAUGAUAAUACUGUCAUCAUUGUUUUUCCUUUGCCCAUGUGUUUUUGAUUAUAAAAUGUCUGACAGUGCCAAAACUGCCAAUAAUACUACAAAUGUAAUAUUACCCCAAAAUCUCCUGAAAUGCCCUUUAAUAUUUUAAACCUAAAGGCAAAGUGAAUAGCAACGGGCACUUUGUGUGUCUAAACCAUAAAAUAAAUUCUUUAUUUUGAACAGAAAUCUAAGGUCUACACUCUCUAGGUAACUUCUUGGUGUAACAAAAAGGGGCACUGUCUUUGUUGUAUAUCUAAAAUUGUUGGUGCCUUACACUGACACCUAGAGUAACUUGUAACUUAGUGUAUGGUAUUUAAGACUUUUAUGUAUAUUUGUGCCAUUUUAGAGGCUGCCUGUGAAUUUGGACAUUUUGUUAAAGUGAGAGUAUACAAAAAGAAGUGUAGUUGUAGCCAAAGCUAAUGCAGCACAAUGAGUAAGGCUGAUAAGUGUUUAUAGAUUACAAAACAUUUUGGACAUUCUACUAAAUAGGAAUUUACUGGACAAUGAACAUUAACAGACAGGCACAAAACAAUCAAAACAAAAGUGCACCUGUUGUUGGUUGUGGAAAAAUGAUUUAAAUAAACCUUGUUUCAAAGUUCA
Messenger RNA from Electrophorus electricus (electric eel), 2603 nucleotides. RefSeq names its product ATPase H+ transporting accessory protein 1b (gene atp6ap1b). Gene Ontology annotation, cellular component: proton-transporting V-type ATPase complex. The record is from RefSeq and is a predicted model, not a curated record. Gene Ontology annotation, molecular function: ATPase activator activity. NCBI's taxonomy places the organism in Eukaryota, Metazoa, Chordata, Actinopteri, Gymnotiformes, Gymnotidae.